Molecule: messenger RNA, 4971 nt
Organism: Linum trigynum
Lineage: Eukaryota; Viridiplantae; Streptophyta; Magnoliopsida; Malpighiales; Linaceae
Source: the annotation of a GenBank genome assembly
AUACGGAUAAAGUGUUUAGGCGAAUUCGAUGAGGAGAAGUAGGAAAAUCGACGGUGAAUGAGAUAAUUAAGUGAAUCCAAAAUUAAGAAAUUGACUACGGAUUAUCGAAGAUAUACGAAGGUGAGGGGAGAUGAAGAAGAAGAGGUAUCAUUGAUGAAUGAAAAAGAAGGGGCUACGCUUUUAAGAAAUAGUUAGGCGAAAACGGAGAAGGAGUAAGAAAGAAAGGAGGUCCUAGGUUCGAAUCCCUUAAUUAGUACCUUAAUUACAAAAUGAAACCUAUAUCACCCUUAUAAAAAAAAAAGGAGAGGAAGGACAUAGGGACACAUUUGGAAAUAGAAGGAAGAAAACGUGGUAAUGUCAAAUUACUAGGGGGAGAUGUAGUAUUCUCAAUUACAAUGAAUGUGGUAAUUGAAGCCAAUUUCCACGGUCCAAUUCCCAUACCUUUUUGCGCUGCCAAACGUGGGUUUUUAACCCAAUUACUGCAUUAUGUGGUAAUUGGGUCCAAUUACUGCAUUAAAUUUCCACAUCCAAACGACCCCUUAAAGUAUUGUUGAUUUCUAGAAAUAAAGUUUAAGCAUUAGCUCGAGACCCGGGCGGCUUGCCGGCCGGGCCCUGGGCCCUGGCUACAAGCCCACAACCCAACUAAAUCAAGCAGCCAUUCAAAAAGUACACACGAUGAGAUGACACGAAAAAUCAAAACGAAUAAACAGAAAUAAAAACGGAGAAAGAAAAGAGAAGUAGCCGUUGCCGCAAUUCAAAAUGAAAAAACCCAUUUGAUUUUGUUACUUACUAAAUGCGCACAGAAACACGGGCAGAGCGCAUUUCGUUCCCGAAGAGAAGAACAAAUUCAGAGAGACUCUCAUUGAAGCUCUUCAAAACUCCUCCGAUCUCCCGCUCGCUCUUUGCAUCUCCUACGUUCCCUGGAUCUGCUUCAUACCUGCAUUCCCUCUCUUGAUUUGGUGAGUUUUGCCUAGUUGUUUUAAGCUUAAUUACUACCAUUUCCUUCUCCGUCAGCUUCCAUUGCUUACUUAUGGAAAGAAAUUAGGGUUUGUUUAUGAAGUUUCCUUGUACGACUAGAUCAAUCGAUCUGGCCCUUCUCUGCUUAAAUUUUGAAAUUCACUGAUCUCUACUCAGAUACUCGAGAAAGGAAACUUUCACUUACUCUUAAUUCGAGGACUAGGGUUUGACACAAUUCUGGUUUAAUUUUGGUAAUUCCGGCGGAGUCGAGGAAAAUUUCGUCAGUUCGAAUUUGUUGAAAUUGCUAGGUUUCAGGAGCCGGAUUCACUUUCAUAAAUGGCAUAUAUUUUAUUUGCUGAAAUGAUUAUUUAUGGCAGGUAGUUUAAAAUUCCCGGUCUAGAUCAUAAAAAGGGGAAAGUGAGAAUGUAUGGGAAGGCACCUGGAACGCCAGUUUCAAAGAUUGAGAACAGAACCCCUGCAUCAACUCCAGGGGGAGGAGGGAGUAAAGCAAAAGAGGAGAAGAUUGUAGUUACAGUACGUUUACGGCCUUUGAACAGAAAGGAGCAACUAGCAAAGGACCAAGUAGCAUGGGAAUGUGUGGAUGAACAGACCAUUGCUUACAAGCCCUCUCCCCAGGAGCGCUCAGCUCAACCGGCUUCUUUCAGUUUCGAUAAAGUGUUUGGUCCUACUUGUGUAACGGAGUCUGUGUACGAGGAUGGCGUAAAGAACAUUGCCCUCUCUGCUUUGAUGGGAAUUAACGCAACUAUCUUUGCUUACGGGCAAACAAGCAGCGGGAAGACUUACACAAUGAGAGGCAUAACUGAAAAAGCUGUUCAAGACAUUUACAACCAUAUAAAAAACACGCCAGAGAGGGACUUCACGAUAAGGAUGUCAGGGCUGGAGAUAUACAAUGAAAAUGUGAGAGAUUUGUUGAAUUCGGAAUCUGGACGUAGUCUUAAGCUUCUAGAUGAUCCAGAGAAAGGAACCGUAGUUGAGAAGCUGGUGGAGGAAACAGCAAGCGACGAUACACAUUUGAGGCAGUUGAUCAGUGUGUGUGAAGCCCAAAGGCAAGUUGGUGAAACUGCACUCAAUGAUACUAGUUCCCGAUCUCAUCAAAUUAUAAGGCUGACGAUACAGAGUACUCUACAUGAGAAUUCCGAUUGUGCGAGGUCGUUUGUUGCAAGCUUGAAUUUUGUGGAUCUUGCUGGGAGUGAAAGGGCUUCACAGACCCAUGCUGAUGGUACUAGGCUGCGAGAAGGUUGCCAUAUCAAUCUUAGCCUGAUGACCCUAACUACAGUAAUCAGAAAACUAAGUGUUGGGAAGAGAAGUGGCCACAUACCCUACAGAGACUCGAAGCUUACACGCAUACUGCAGCACUCACUUGGCGGAAAUGCUCGUACUGCCAUCAUAUGUACUUUAAGCCCUGCACUGACACAUGUCGAACAAUCCCGAAAUACUCUUUAUUUUGCAAUACGAGCCAAGGAAGUUACAAAUAAUGCACAAGUCAACAUGGUUGUGUCGGACAAGCAGCUUGUUAAGCAUUUACAGAAGGAAGUGGCGAGGCUGGAAGCAGAACAGCAGCGCUCUACUGACCCUUCAAGUGACAAAGACUUGAAAAUCCAGCAGCUGGAGAUGGAAGUUGAGGAAUUGAGGCGCCAAAGAGACCUUGCGAAAUAUGAGGUGGAUGAGUUACGAAGAAAAAUGGAAGAGGAGCAACAACAGGUGAGCAGUAAAGUAGAAGAAUCAACUUGCCCAUCUGUGAAGAAGUGUCUAUCUUACUCAGAAUCAUUGCUGCUUAAACCGGAGGGCAAGGACUUAAAGCGCAGUGAGAAGAUUAGAAAAAUGACGACCCUAAGGCAGUCCAUGCGAUCAUCAUCAGCUGCACCAUUCACCCUGAUGCAUGAAAUUCGAAAACUCGAACACCUUCAGGAGCAACUUGGGGAAGAAGCAAACCGUGCUCUUGAAGUACUGCAGAAGGAAGUUGCUUGUCAUAGACUAGGCAACCAAGAUGCAGCUGAGACGAUUGCCAAACUGCAAGCUGAGAUAAGGGAAAUGCGUUCCCUUCCACAGCUUCCGAAGGAAGUUCAAAUUGGAAGCGUGAUGAUACCAACCAACAAGAGUGUCAGCGCUAAUUUGAAAGAGGAAAUAACAAGACUUCAUUCACAAGGAAGCACCAUUGCAAAUCUCGAAGAGCAACUGGAGAACGUCCAGAAGUCGAUCGACAAGCUGAUGAUGUCUCUACCAAGCAAUAAUACCCCAGAAUUGAACUUUGAGUCACCAGCUUCCAAUUCUAAGAGUCAGCACAAGAAGAAGAAGACACUCCCUUUAUCCCCAAGCAACAGUGGUAUAAGGCAGAACUUCAUCCGAUCUCCCUGUUCGCCUUUGUCAUCGUCAAGGCAAGUAUCAGAGAACGACAGAGAGAACCGAGCACCGGAGAAUGGUGACGUCCUUGUGUCCAAUGUGAACUCACAGCAAGAGUAUGCAAAGCAGCAGACUACUCCACUGAAGAGUGAAGAAUGUGGAGGCGUGUCAUCCAAGGAAGGUGUCUCCCCCGGCUAUCGACGUUCAAGUUCCGUCAACAUGAAGAAGAUGCAGAAGAUGUUCCAGAACGCAGCUGAGGAAAACGUGAGAAGCAUCAGAGCGUACGUGACAGAACUGAAGGAACGAGUUGCAAAACUCCAGUAUCAAAAGCAGCUGCUAGUUUGUCAGGUGCUAGAACUGGAAGCGAAUGAGGCAGCUGGGUACAACAUCGAGGAGGAGGAGGAGGAGGAAACGAUGAUGAUCGAUCCGGUCGAACCACAAGUUCCAUGGCAUGUGACCUUCAGGGAGCAGAGGCAACAGAUCAUAGAACUGUGGGAUAUCUGCUACGUGCCAAUCAUCCACAGAACACAAUUCUACUUGCUGUUCAAAGGGGAUCCAGCCGACGAGAUAUACAUGGAGGUGGAACUCAGGCGGCUGACAUGGUUGCAGCAGCAUUUGGCCGAGCUCGGCGAUGCAAGCCCUGCUCGUGUCGUUGGUGCAGCAGACGAGCCGACGGUUUCCCUUUCAUCAAGUAGGAGAGCGUUGAAGCGCGAGAGGGAGUUCCUGGCGAAGAGGCUGACGCGGUUAGGUGUGGAGGAGAGGGAGGCGUGGUUAAUGAAAUGGGACGUGCCAUUGGAUGGGAAGCACAGGAGGUUGCAGUUCAUCAGCAAGCUGUGGAGAGAUCCUCACGAUUCGAGGCACGUACAGGAAAGUGCAGAGAUUGUUGCGAGGCUGGUUGGGUUGUACCAAGGAGGCAAUUUGUCCAAGGAGAUGUUCGAGCUCAACUUUGCACCGCCUUCUGGUAAAAGGCCGUGGUGGGCUAUGGAAUGGAACCAGAUUUCCAACCUCCUUAACCUUUGAGAGAAUGUUAGACAGUAGCUAGUUUUAGAUUUCCGAUUUGUACAUGCAAAAAAAAACAGCGCAACUCCAUUGGUUUCUUGCAUUGUGGAACCUACUUUCUUCAUUUCUGCUGUCUAGGGUUGUUUUACUCAUUCAUCGAUGGGGCACUAUACGUAAUGUGUAUAGUGCUGUAAGGUUCCCUUCAUAAAAAUUCUUUCUCCUCUGUGGUUACUGGUAAGAGGGUGUAGUUAGCGAUGGCAAUGGGACGAGGGCGGUACCUCCAUAUCCAUAUUUGUUCCGGAUCAAGUGUGGGACGUACAAGGUAAUAUCCGUACGCGCGCGUACGAGUCAGAUUAAUAGAACAAUUUUUAUAUAUUAUUUAAUAAAAAUGUUAAUAUUUAACUUUUUUUUAUAAGAAGAUUUGAGAUAUCACUUCAUAAAUGAAUAAAAGAUAUAGUGUAACGAAUAAUUGAGUUUUAAUAGUUAAAAGAUAGUAGUAAAAUUUCAGUUACAUAUUUACUAGUUUGCUAUAUACGGAUUGUAGUUUUGAUUUUCAAAUUUACGGUAUGUGAUGUUGUUAAACUAUUUGUACUGAUUGUUUAUGUAUAUUAAUCUCAUGCCACUAGCGCUUUAAAAUAAGCUAGUUUGAUUCAA